Molecule: messenger RNA, 2411 nt
Organism: Folsomia candida
Lineage: Eukaryota; Metazoa; Arthropoda; Collembola; Entomobryomorpha; Isotomidae
Exons: 5
Coding region: 1-1923 (640 amino acids)
Molecular function (GO): protein binding
Source: RefSeq, a predicted model, not a curated record
AUGGAGGGCUCUGAUCAGACUAGUGUGACUCCUGAAAAACUUCAACCGGAGGAGUGCAUGGCUAGGAAAAUUUUGAAAUUCACCGACGACGAAGCUAUCAGCUACGCAACAACAAGAGAGAACGUCAUUUCCGUCAUGAAUGGAAUCCAUCGGGAUCGCAUUGACAUGAAAAUAGUGCUUCAGCAAUUGGGAAAAACCGAUUACAUGAUCUUAUCAUCUCCAGAGACCCACUUCGCCGACCCCACCUACGACGAGAGUAUGGGGGUGGAAUUGAAAAUGGAAAAUUGUGUCAGUAUCGACACGCUGGUGAAGAAUGUGGGACAGAUCUUGAAGGGGAAGUUUUUACUUUGUCGAACGAUAACCGCGUCGAGCAAGAUGCAAGGAGUGGACGCUGGUGUGGAGGAUCUCGAAGGAGAGAAAGUCAUGCGACUGGCUCUCAACAAUUACUCGAUUGAUGCUAAAAUGGUCAAAUCUGAUUUCGAGGCGGUCCUCCCCUUGGGGACGGUGCUUAUCGUGAAGAAUCCCGUGUUUAAAAAGCCUUUUCCCCAAAUGCCUAGCUUUGGACUGGUUGUUGAUAAUCCGGCCGAUGUCGAGUUGCUGAGUCCAAAGAGAAUGGAAGCACUCUUUUCUGGUGUCCACUGGAAAUCAGAUCUGCCUCAGGAAUCUCGAGCCCUGUUCGAUUCUCCACUCGUUUGGGAAUUCCCUCCUGGCCAAAGUGACCUUGAGACUGCUACCAAACUGAAGAAUGUUGGAAACAAGGCUUUCGUCGAAAAUCGAGCAACUGAUGCCAUCAGAUUCUACGAUGUUGCCCUAGAAUACUUGCCUGGUUUUGAGGAGGAGAUGACUCCAGCAGCGUUGACACUCGUAGUGGACAUUCUGUCCAACAAGGCGGCCUGUCUGAUUAAAUUGGAAUGUUUUAAUCCAGCCUUAAUCUGCACUGGAAAAGUCCUUGAGAUCAACAAUGCUCAUGUCAAGGCGAUCUAUCGUCACGCCAAAGCUCUCAUUGGACUUGGACGGUACGCUGAAGGUGGCAAAUUUCUGGACGAAAAGCUGAACGAAUACCCAUCGCUUGGAGAAGAGAGUAAAGAUAUUCUCAGAUUGAGAUCGCUGAUUCCUGAACUGGGAAAACCACCCGGAAAAGAACUUAUCUGUGGGGUGCGAAGGCCUCCACCAAGAACGUCUGCCGGGCCUCAGCCACCUUUACCGGUCGAACUGGUUGACCGUAUCUCCGAAUUUCGGGGACCAGUUGAAAUCGGGAAGAGCAGCUUUGCCGAGGGCGAAGGAUUAUUUGCCACGCAAGAUCUCGAACCUGGAACAAUUCUCCUUGUUGGCAAACCCUUCGCCGGAGUGUAUGUUGACCCACAGGAGAAGCCAACAUUUUCAUUAAACACUGUCACUCACGAGUAUCUCGUCGGCGUUAUGGCAAACAAGAUCCGGCUGGAUCCCGAUCUUGGCCGAGACAUUUACAAACUGUGGGCUGGACCUGACCUCAAAUCUUUGACGGAUAAUGACGUAAACAUCACAAAGGUUGACAUUGCUCGAAUCCGAAAUAUUUGCAACAUUAACUACCGCGGACGCAACUCUGACCGCGCCGCAACUUUCAUUUCUUGCGGUGUUUGGAUCCCCCCGUCGAAAAUAAAUCACAGCUGUAUUGAUGUUAACGUUAUGUAUCAUCACCAUGAUAUCAGUCUUAUCAUGAUGGUCACUACUUUCAAAAAGGUGAAGAAAGGAGAAGAAAUUCUGGCGAGCUAUAUUGAAGCAUUGGAGCCGUUGGAAAGAAAAAAGUGCAUGGAAAUUAUGAGGUGUGUCUGCAAAUGUCGCCUAUGCGAACUGGACCGAACCCAUAUUGUCCCCAAAUUAAACCCAGCGACUUGGUGGCAAUCGCCGAACUGGAAAGUCUUCUUGCUUCCACGCCCGACCUGAAUUUGGCCUUAGUGAAUCCUCAAAUCCAUGUGAUUGUCGCCAUGAUAUUGGUAGAUGAAGGUCACUAUUCCGUGUGUUUGCCCAUCAUGGAGAAGAUUUACGCCGUCCUCAAGAACUUCGCAACCAACCAUCAGCAUCCUUCCCUUGUCGCAAGCAUUUUGGUUUGUUGUAUGGAAUUGAACAAGGAAAAGGCAGAGCUGGAAAAAUGGGUGGAAGAACUAAGGAAACAUUGCCGUCUUUAUGUCGGCACUUUGGAAUAUAUUCGUGAAGGAGCCUAUUCCACGCUUCCGGAGGAGUUGAAAGAAUUUGGGAUUGAAUACUUCACCGAUACUGAUUAAUUAGGGAAGCUAAACAUAUUUGAAUAAUAACAUUUUAAAUUUUCCUCGGCUAUUUCUACUUUUGUAAAAAAAAUGUAUAAAUUGGUAAAAUGCAGCAGCUAUAUUUUGUUCGGUGAAAUUAAAAAUUAAAAUAAAAUAUGUAGUCCAAAA